Molecule: messenger RNA, 944 nt
Organism: Brassica rapa (field mustard)
Lineage: Eukaryota; Viridiplantae; Streptophyta; Magnoliopsida; Brassicales; Brassicaceae
Source: RefSeq, a predicted model, not a curated record
GAUUUCUAAUGUCAGCUCUUUUAUUCAAACGCAGUUGAAAAAAACUUCCCCGCUAGAAACACGAAACGUCGCGAAGUCAACUAAGGCUGAGUUAUUGUAAUACACGGCUGAGUUAUGGAUUAAAUUCCCGCUCAAAAUAAGAAAUAAGAAACGCCGCGAUACGAAACUACAACCGUUAACUGCAGAUAAAUAAGGUACUUCUCAAACAAUUACACAUCUUCAACUCUCUAUCUUUUACACAACUGUCCUCUCAGAGAAAAUGGAAUAUUUCCCUCUGCUUGAAUUGCCUGAAGAUCUUCAGGCAAUGGUGGUUGAACGUGUGGCCCGUAACUCCUUCCAAGAUCUCUACCGCCUCAGAGCAUCGUCCAGGUCGAUGAAGGCGUUAGCAGAGAUGCGUAGGGUAUACCAUUAUUUCGAUGUGUUAUCCUUUCCCUGGGGUCUCAUUAUGCCAUCUCAGUUGUUGAAAACUUGCUACGCUGAGAACAAUCCAAGCACAAUUUAUGUAAAGGGUGUACAGUUUUUCUACUCAUACGAUGAGCAAGAUUAUGGCCUUUCUCUCCUCAAGCGUGCAGCAGAUGCAGGAUAUGAGCGUGCAGUGUAUACACACGCUAUGACUCAAGCAAUCUUUUACGGUGAUGCGCAGUAUUUUCGGAGAAUUCCAAGAGCAACUGUUGACAGGGUCGGGAAACUUGUUCGAGAUGCGAAAUGGGGAUGGGGUUUGUGGCAUACUGACGAGUUCCGUCAAAUUAAGGCCAUGUUCACUUCUACUUAUGUUCCGUCCUUCUACCUUUGCCAAUGUGCAAAUGUUGUGGACCGACAAUGUCUCUGCCUAUGGCACAUUGAUGUGACUAAGGACGACAACAUGUGUGAGCGCUGUUUCUGGAUCAAAGAGAUUUCCUUGUUCUUUCGUGAUUUUGAACCGAUAAGCCUGUUUAGGGACACAA